AUGGCAUCCAUGAACAACCCACUGGUGUGUGCACCACUAGAAUGUGAAACUAUGGAAGAAAUGGAAACUUCCAUGGAAAAGGCAAAAUCAGAAGGUGCAAAUAUUGUUGAACUUUGCAUUGAUGCCGUAUCACACUUUCACAUUUCUCAGGUUGAGAAUCUCAUAAAGUUAAGAACUCUGCCUGCAAUUGUGUCUUUCAGCAAGGCUACAUGCUUAGAAGUAAUGAGAGUGGCACUCGAAUUAGAGGUGGAAUUUAUUGAAGUGGAUUAUAAGAUGGCUUGUGAGGUCAGCGUUUGGGAAUAUAAAAAUCAGAAUCCCAAUAGCAAAUUUAUUGUAUCAAGCUAUGUCAAUGGAGGGAACCUGUCAGCUGAGGCACUAGGGGAUCUGAUUGCAGAGAUGCAAUUUACAGGAGCUGAUGUUGUCAAACUCAAAAUGGAUGUGAAUUAUAUAACAGAUUUAGUACCAAUUUUUCGGAUGCUCACACAUUGCCAGGUUCCCCUCAUUGCUAUUGCAGUAGGGAGCAGAGGCCUAAUAUGCCAAUUACUGGGUCCAAAAUUUGGUGGAUUUUUGGUGUAUGGAUCUUUGGAGGGAAAACCCAUACCUGGCUUGCCCACUCUAGUGAGCCUUAAGCAUGUUUAUAAAUUGGAAUAUGUGAAUGCAGAUACUAAAGUUUUUGGUCUCGUUUCAAAUCCAGUAGGCCAUAGUAAAGGGCCUUUUUUGCACAACCCUGCCUUUAGAUUUGCAGGAUAUAAUGGAAUUUAUGUGCCGAUGCUUGUUGAUGAUAUAAAAGAGUUCUUUAAUACCUACACAGGCAUGGACUUCGCUGGUUUCAGUGUUGGAAUCCCACAUAAAGAGGCAGCAAUCAGUUGUUGUGAUGAAGUCCAUCCACUUGCCAAGUCUAUUGGAGCUGUAAAUACAAUAAUAAGGAGGCCUAAUGAUGGAAAGCUGAUUGGUUACAAUACAGAUUGUGAGGCUUCAAUCACAGCAAUAGAGGACGCAUUGAGAGGGAGGAAACAUGUAAAUGGGGAAGCAUCACAUACUUCUCCAAUUGCUGGGAAAGUAUUUGUUUUGGUUGGAGCAGGAGGUGCUGGAAGGGCACUUGCCUAUGGUGCAAAAAGUAGGGGGGCUCGUGUUGUCAUUUUCAACCGCAAUUAUGAGAGAGCAAAAGCUCUUGCACAUGCAGUUUCAGGGGAAGCUCUACCAUACGAAUUCUUGGAUAGAUUUUCCCCAGAAAGCAGGAUGAUCCUAGCAAAUGCGUCUUCUGUGGGAAUGGAACCAAAUUCAAAUGAAAGUCCUAUAACAAAGGGAGCCUUGAGAUCAUAUGAGCUAGUGUUUGAUGCUGUUUACACACCUAGAAAUACAAGGCUCUUGCAGGAGGCUUCUGAGGCUGGAGCCAUUGUGGUGAGUGGAGUUGAAAUGUUCAUUAGACAGGCUCUUGGCCAAUUCCGGCUUUUUACAGGAGGAUUAGCUCCAGAAGAUUUCAUGCGCAAGCUUAUUCUGGAAAAAUUUUGAUUUCUUCACAUCAUAUUGAAUCAGUAACAAGAUAUUGUCAACAUCUAUUUGUAACAUUAUAUCUUGUUACUGAAACAAUAAACAUAAAGAG
This is a messenger RNA of Gastrolobium bilobum, 1603 nucleotides long. RefSeq names its product bifunctional 3-dehydroquinate dehydratase/shikimate dehydrogenase, chloroplastic-like. The transcript is spliced from 10 exons. Gene Ontology annotation, molecular function: shikimate 3-dehydrogenase (NADP+) activity; 3-dehydroquinate dehydratase activity. The record is from RefSeq and is a predicted model, not a curated record. The coding region runs from base 1 to 1512 and encodes 503 amino acids. Gene Ontology annotation, biological process: chorismate biosynthetic process; shikimate metabolic process. NCBI's taxonomy places the organism in Eukaryota, Viridiplantae, Streptophyta, Magnoliopsida, Fabales, Fabaceae.